CUCCUUCCCCGCAGAACAGAAAGUGAAAAUAACUCUGUCUGAUUCUGGAGGGUGAGGUCUCUGCAGACGUCUCAUCGCACAGCACAGAGCUCACCGACCGCAGUCCCCGGGGUCACCACACCCGCUCCUCAGACAGGGAUAACUAAUGGAUUGCCUACUGUCUGAUCUCCGGCUGGAGGAGUACAAAGAGACCAAGCUCAGUUUGGAACAUGUGAUGUGUAUCACGAAGGAGAAUGAGGAUGAAUCUUCAGCUCAAGCUUCACUACCAUGGAACUUUCUCCGAAAACUUAUUGCAUUGGAUGAAACUGCACGAAAUACCAUGACAGAGGACCUUGAAGAUGCCAACUUAACCGGCUUCAGCACAGAAGACGACUUGUUUGGAAUCGCUGAGAUGUCACCUAGACUGUCCUCAAAUGCUGUCCAUCCCCUGGAUGUUCUAUGCGCUCUUUUAUAUUGUUCUGAUAGCUUUCUACAACAAUUCAUCUUCUCAAAAAUGUCCAUGUGCCAAUUUGCAGUUCCUCUUGUGCUUCCUGCUGGUGAGAACAAGCCGUAUACUUUUUUGCUGUGGCCCAUGAGAAACAUUAUAAAGAAGUGGAGCCCAAUAUCAUUACUAAGCUCUAAAGGUUUUAGAGAAGAGAACCUGGUGAACAUUUCUAUGCCAACCUUCUCGUUUGUCAGAUUAGGCAAUUGUAGUCUAUCAAAGUCCAAAAUCCUCAACACCGUUCUCAGUCCAUCCUACACUCAUCAUGACUUUUUCGUUCACCAGGAUAUUGAAUGUGGUUAUCGCCCUAGAACAAUCUCAGAAGGACUUCUGGAACUCUUCUGGUACUUUCCCAGUGGGAGUCAGUGCUCUGUUUUCCAUGAACCCAUGGCUGUCAUGAAUCUACGUGGAGAUCUAGAAUCCAGUCAAAAGCAGUUCAGCUUGUUGACCAAGGUUUCUUCUGCUGUUUUUAUUUUCUCUGAAAGUCUACAAGAAAAACACUUGAGAAUGCUGGAGAGUUUUGUGUCCGACAAUCAAAAUCUCUAUUUCAUUAUCUCUCUACCCAAUGACAAACAGCCAAAAGAGGAGACAAAAAUACUAGUGGACAAGUUAAUAACUGCACUAAACUUAAACAUGAAACACAUCUUGCUGAAAGAUUCCAGAAAGAACGAAGCCGAAAUUGUAAAAGAGAUACAAAACCUUAUAAGAGGUUUGACCAAGGCAUCUCCUAAAUCCAUGACCUUAGAGGAAACUGGACUCAUGGCUCAAGAUCUAGAAAUCUUUGUAGACGAGAAUGUGGGAGAAUGCCAGAGAGCCAAAAAAGUAGCAAAGAGAAUUGUCAGUGAAAUCACAGACGUACCACAGUAUAAAAAACAAACCAUGAUCCUGCAGGGGGACCUGUGGAAAAAGAUUACUAAAAAUGAGAAAGAACUUUGUAGGAUGAGGAAACUGAGUGAUCUUAAUGUAGAGACUUACAGAUCUGAGCUAAAGGGAAAAAUUAUGGAACUGCGUAGACAGCAAUGGGAGCAAGAACUUCAGGGUGACCUGAAGAGCUUUCUGUCUGCACUCACAGACCUGCCUCAUGCUGAGAAACGUUAUUUCUUGAAGUGGAUGGCCAUAUUUCUUGAUGAUAUUGCUCGAUCAAACCUAAAAGAGUUACAGACUGAGUAUUUGAAAAAUUCCACCAGCAUGCCGUUACUAAAACAAAUAGAUCAGAGAAUGUCCGAUAGCUCGCUUGGAUUAGAACAUUUUUUACGUGAAGUUGGGCAGAUGCAUGAGGCACAUUGUUUUAAAAGAAGUCAUAAAGCUGUAGAACAGAAAUUCAGUGACCUUCCCAAAUUAGCUGCUGAUCUCCUGCUGGAUGGGUUUCCUUUGGAGCUGAUUGAUGGAGAUGCCUCCAACAUACCCUUACAGUGGAUAACUGAUGUCCUGACGGAGCUGGAUAAGAAGACUGGAGGAAAAUGUAGGAUGAGAGUAAUAACUGUGCUGGGGGUGCAGAGUACGGGGAAAUCCACCCUUCUGAACACCAUGUUUGGUCUACAGUUCCCGGUGGCCAGUGGAAGAUGCACACGAGGAGCCUUCAUGACUCUUAUUAAAGUGAAGGAAACCUUCCUGGAAGAACUAGGCUGUGACUUCAUUAUGGUGAUUGACACUGAAGGGUUGAAAGCUCCUGAAUUGGCUUCUCUGGUGGACAGUUAUGAACAUGACAAUGAACUUGCCACACUUGUGGUUGGGUUGAGUGAUAUCACCAUUAUUAAUAUAUCCAUGGAAAACUCAUCAGAAAUGAAGGAUAUUUUACAGAUUGUGGUCCAUGCAUUUCUCCGUAUGAGUAAAAUAGGAAAAAAAACAAAUUGUCAUUUUGUUCAUCAGAAUGUGAGUGAUGUUUCUGCUCAUGCCAUGGGUAUAAGAGACCGAAGGAAGCUCCUGGAGCACCUGAAUCAGAUGACAAAAGCUGCUGCAAAAAUGGAAAAAUUAGAGGGGAUAACGACCUUUAAUGAUAUCAUGGAUUACGAUCUCAAUGAACACACUUGGUAUAUUUCUGGCCUGUGGUAUGGCAUUCCACCCAUGGCUCCCAUAAACACUGGCUACAGUGAGGGGGUCCUUUCACUUAAAAAUUAUUUGCUUGAGUUCUUGAAACGGAAACUACAGAAGCCACAGACCAUCCCAGAUUUUCUUGAGUGGUUGAAAAGCUUAUCAAAUGCAGUUAAACAUGAAAAAUUUAUAUUUAGCUUUCGAAACAGCCUGAUAGCAGAUGCUUAUGACCAGCUGUCCGUAAAAUAUUCAGAACUAGAGUGGAACCUCCGAAAAGAGAUCUAUAACUGGAUGACCGGGGUGUUAAUAUCAAUAAAGAACGAGUCAACAGAAAAUUUGACAAUGGAAGCAUUGAUUGAUAUAAAACAGUCGACAUCAGAAAUACUGAGCAAAGAGGAGAAGAGAAUGUACCAGUUAAUGGAUACGUAUUUUGAUUCUGAACUGGAAAACGCACAUCUUGUAGAAAAAUACAGAGAAGAUUUUAUGAAAAGUAUUAGAAGUCUUAGGAAUGAACUUGAUGAAGAAAUAAUCAACAAGUGCAGAGAAGCCAUUGAUAUCCAGAAGUCAAAGCUCAAGAUAGAAGGUCUGAAGGACAGUUACAUCUCAAAAAUAGAAAACAAAGUGACUUUGCUGCUUAGCUCUUGCAGGUACAGAACACUGACCCUGAACGAUGAGGAGCUUGAAGCAGAAUUUAAUUCCAUAUGGGAUGAUACAAUAAAAGGCCUUCGGGUCAAAUCCAUAGCAAAACAAGACAUUGACCAAAUCAUGCUCCAGCAACUUCGGAAGGAGAUGAGCCACAAGUCAGGUGCCAUCAAUGAGACAUUGCUGAAUAUCAAGACACUUUUGGAAUUUGCAGAUGCAAAUUUUGAAGUAAGAGAUGAACACAUUGAUCUAAAAUGGUACAAGAAAUGUCAAGACAAAUUCUUUCACCAAGUUGCAGGUUUAAAAGAAUUCCAUAAAGAAGAAUACAGUUUUAAGUCAAAGCAGAUAGCAGAGAACCUACUAGAGAAAAGCUUGGCAUAUGUCGACCAACACUUGAAGAUAAAUGAGAAUUACCACGAUACAUUUUGCUUAGAAUUACUUAAAAUGGUCAACGAAAGGCUUCAGCAGAGAGACGUGAAGAACCUGCACACCACAGACCAUUUCGAGAUGGACCUAAAGCUUCUAAUUUUAGGCAAAGCAGCACCAAAAUUUCAAAAAAAGCAUGAUAAUUUUGUAAACCUGAAUGACCCAUACUCAUGCCUGGAAGCCUUAAAAUCUGAAUAUUUGUCCAUUUUCAAAGCUGUAUUCCAGGAAAAAGAUGAAUGCAAAGCCAGGGCGAACCGCUUCUGUGAACUGUGUCUCAAACCGGCCAUAGUGCAGUAUGUGAACCAUCAUCUCGGACAGGAGAUAGUCAGUGACAUAAUGAAGGGGGCUGACAACAUGAAAUACAUGAGCCGCACUUUCUUUCAGCUGCGGGUGCUCUGUAAGCUUCUUGAAGACCAUUCGUUUGAGCAAUAUGUCAAGUACAUCAAUAACUAUGAGCGUUUUGUCAAGGAGUGUAUAUUAGAGUUCAUUAAAGAGAAAUAUGAAGACCACAAUGGUUUGCAGCCAUUGCGAUCAAAUAUAAUUGUGGCCAUUUUUCAGAAAUUAAGAGUAAUUCUUCAAAACCCCCAAGUCCAGGAAAGUGCAGAUGUCUCAGGUUUCUUACGAAAUGUCUGUAAGAUGCUGCACAAGGAUUUGGUCAUAUCACAGGAGGAUCUCAAGGUGAUCACUUUUCAGAAUUCAGUUCCUGUCGCUCAGUUUGCUGCCGAUGUUCAGGCUUUCCUCUCUGACCUUGAGGAGGAUAUUCUGUCAGAAAUGAGACUGACAACCAUCGAGUCCGUUCUAGCUGUAGUAAUCCUUAAGCCAGAAGAAGAAUUGUUUAAGAAAGUAAUUGGAUGUGGAAAGCAGUGUCCUUUCUGUAAAGUCCCAUGUGAGGCUGGAUGUGUCCAGCACACAGAGCACUUUGCUACCGUCCAUCGUCCUCAGGGUCUGGGCAGAUACAGAAAUGUAGACACUAAAGUGCUGUGUUCCUCACUAUGUUCUACAGAUGUUGUGACCGAGAAAUCCUUCAGGAACUCUGAUACUGAUUGGAAGUUCCAUCCUUAUAAAGAUUAUCAGGAGUAUUACCCAGACUGGAUGAUCAAACCCGACCCCAGCAUCAACACCUCCGACUAUUGGAAAUUCAUAUUUAAAGAGUUCAAUGCUCAGUUUGCAAAGGAAUACAAAGCACAGCCCGCAAGGUUACCCAAAGACUGGUCUGACAUAAGCAAGGGUCAAGCUUUAGAAAGCCUGAAGGAUUCAUUCCAUGUAAAAUAAGUUCAGUCAGAAGACAUCUGUGUUGGUCUCCUGUUCAUAUGUGCCCGCAUUGCUGAGAAAAAUAAAGUUUUAAUAUAUGCAAUUGAGCCUCUAGGAGCAACGGGCCCAGCUCUUAGUAAUGGCAAUGCCCUCAUUGCUCCUAGAGGCUCAUUUGCAUAUAUGAAAACAUUUUUCUCAGUAAUGCGCGCACAUAUGAACGUGGGACCAACACAGACGCCUUCAGCUGCUGAGUGCACAGGUCACAGGUCAGCCGGGGUCAGAGGGACAAACCUGCUGACAAUUAACUAAAACUGUAACUACCAUCAUGGUCAUGGCUGAUUGUGAGAAGAUGCUGGGAGUUUCAGUUUUGUAAGAAGAUGGGGAAUCAUUAAUCAGAAAGGAGGAUGUAUGAUCUAUCGAGCAGCUCCACACACUUCUAUCUCCUACAAAUAAAAUUAA
Molecule: messenger RNA, 5290 nt
Organism: Bufo bufo (common toad)
Lineage: Eukaryota; Metazoa; Chordata; Amphibia; Anura; Bufonidae
Product: up-regulator of cell proliferation-like
Exons: 2
Coding region: 146-4852 (1568 amino acids)
Molecular function (GO): GTP binding
Source: RefSeq, a predicted model, not a curated record